Molecule: messenger RNA, 934 nt
Organism: Epinephelus lanceolatus (giant grouper)
Lineage: Eukaryota; Metazoa; Chordata; Actinopteri; Perciformes; Serranidae
Source: RefSeq, a predicted model, not a curated record
CAGUGCCAAACUUAAGUACUGUAACUCACCUGUUUGCUGCCCACCUGUCGCUCUGAUCCAGGGACGUCUGACCUCACAGCAUCAUGCUCACCAGGAAAGUUGUCCUUCUGUUGUCUCUGUCCGUCCUACUGGUGGAGGGGGAUUUUGACACCAACGAUGCUGGAAUCCAAGCCAUGUCCACAGAUAAAGACUCCACGUCUGAUGAAGCUCCCACAGAGAGUAUGAACGCCGUCUCACCUGAUCAGCCAGAUGAACCGCAGUAUUAUGGAGCAGGACCUUCAGAUACAACAAGCUCCAGUUCAGAAAUCGCAGACGCUCCAGCAGCCAAUCAGGUGACAGCACCUGAACCUGCUGCAGCCACCGCCAUCAGUGUGGAGGAAGAAGAUGAAGAUGAGAGCUCUGACUCUGAAGAAGGAGGAAAGAAACAUUUCAGCUCACGCUCAGCCAAACCUCAGAGUCCCGCCAUCCCACCACAAAGCCCCGCCCAUGUCAUUGAUAGCCCUGCUGUCCCCCGUCAGCCAAUCAUUCCUCAGCCGAAAGCUCUGGUGAGAAACCGGACAUCCAAGAGACGAUCCAGGACCAACCGGCGCCAGAUAUAAACCACCAACCCACAUGUGGCUAUAAAAACAUGAAUCACAUGUGAACAUAUUUACUCUGAUAAACCUGUGUACUGUACAAACACACAUCUUUAAACACACACAAUCAUUCUGAUGGAUCCAGGGGCCAUUUUCAAUCUAAUUUUAUUUGAACAUUGUGUUUGGAUUCUACAUCUCCUCUAACAGAAUGAAAUCAAUUAAGACAUGAGAAGGAGUCCCUGAAUCUGAAUCACAGUUAAAACUGAUAUGAAUUGAUUUUCUGGAUUGUUUGUGUCUUUGUAAUUUGGGGAUGAAGUCGUAACAUUAAAUGGGUUUGUCAACUACAAUGCACAACUCAA